GAGACGACCGCUGGUAGUGUGCAAUAGCAUUUUGAUUGAACAAAUAUAGCAACUUCCGUGGAAUUGGGAGAUACUAUUUCUCUACGAAGAGAAUUUAAAAUGGAUGAAAUGGAAGAAGAAUUAAAAUGCCCUGUCUGCGGAUCUUUUUUCCGGGAGCCGAUCAUUCUACCGUGCUCCCACAACAUUUGCCUGGCUUGCGCUCGGAAUAUCCUAGUGCAGACGCCGGACGCUGAAUCUCCGCAGAGUAGCCGCGCGUCUGGCUCGGGGGUAUCUGAUUACGACUAUCUGGACCUGGAUAAGAUAAGUUUGUACAGCGAGGCGGACAGUGGGUAUGGCUCCUAUGGUGGAUUCAUAAGUGCCCCGAUCACCCCUUGCCAGAAAUCUCCAAACGGUGUGCGCGUUUUCCCCCCUGUCGUCCCCCAACCUCCUGCCCAACACCACUUGCUAGGACACCCCGGCUCCCUACCCCCUAUCCCCCGAAACUCCUGCAUCACCUGCCCGCAGUGCCAUCGCAGCCUCAUCCUGGACGAAAGGGGGCUCCGCGGGUUUGCCAAGAACCGGGUGCUGGAAGGGGUUGUGGACCGCUACCAGCAGAGCAAAGCGGCCGCCCUCAAGUGUCAGCUCUGCGAGAAGAGUCCCAAAGAGGCCACGGUGAUGUGCGAGCAAUGCGACGUGUUCUACUGCGACCCUUGUCGCGUGAGGUGCCACCCUCCCCGAGGUCCGCUAGCCAAGCAUCGCCUUGUGCCCCCGGCGCACGGCCGGAUAAGCCGUCGGACAAGUCCCCGGAAGAUCUCCACCUGUACGGAGCACGAACUGGAGAACCUGAGCAUGUACUGUGUUCAGUGCAAGAUGCCGGUGUGUUACCAGUGUUUAGAGGAAGGCAAGCACGGGACACAUGAAGUCAAGGCUCUGGGAGCAAUGUGGAAACUGCACAAGGGCCAGCUGUCCCAGGCCCUCAACAUCCUGUCUGACAGAGCUACCGAGGCCAAGGAGUUCCUGGUUCAGCUGAGGAACAUGGUGCAGCACAUCCAGCCCGCUGAUGGUCCAGGGAGACCCUUACUAGUGACAUCAGGGUGGGGAACACUGAAGGAGAACGGUGUAGAGUUCGAAGCCUGUCUGGUGGCUCAGUGUGACGCCCUCAUUGACGCCCUGAACCGACGCAAGGCCCAGCUGCUGACCCGCGUCAACAAGGAGCAUGAGCACAAGCUGAAGGUGGUGAGGGAUCAGAUAUCUCAUUGUACAGUUAAGCUGCGUCAGACAACAGGCCUGAUGGAGUACUGUGUGGAGGUCAUCAAGGAGAACGACCCCAGCGGAUUCCUACAGAUCUCAGAUGCCCUGAUCAGGAGGGUGCACAUGACGGAGGACCAGUGGGGGAAGGGAACCCUGACCCCCAGGAUGACCAGUGACUUUGACCUGACCCUGGACAGCGGACCCCUGCUACAAACCAUCCACCAACUAGACUUCGUCCAGAUGAAAG
Molecule: messenger RNA, 1477 nt
Organism: Coregonus clupeaformis (lake whitefish)
Lineage: Eukaryota; Metazoa; Chordata; Actinopteri; Salmoniformes; Salmonidae
Product: E3 ubiquitin-protein ligase TRIM9-like
Exons: 6
Molecular function (GO): zinc ion binding
Source: RefSeq, a predicted model, not a curated record